AUGGGUGAUAGCCGAGGCGUGGCUCCUAUGCAGUUGGAGGGAAAUGUGGCCGACAAUUGGAAAAUAUGGAGGUCUAGAUUCGAAAACUAUCUGGUAGCCAGCGAAAUUAAUAAAAAAGAUGAAUCUAUACAGUGUGCCCAGGUUUUACAUUAUAUAGGAGAAGGAUCUGUAGAAGUAAAUGAAAUUAAUAAUAAUAGAUGGUUCUCUGUACUGGAAAUAAACAAAAAAGAAAUUAAAUUAAAGAUUGACACAGGAGCACAGGCAAACAUAUUACCGUUAAAACUAUACAACAGUUUGGGUAUAAAAAGUAAUUUAAGACAAACACAGGUAACAUUAACUUCAUAUACAGGUAAUAAUUUGAAAAUUGUUGGUAAAUGCUACAUUCCUUGUAAAAAGGAUGAUAAAACCUUUAAUUUAGAGUUUUAUAUAGUUGAUUCAAAUACUCAAGCUAUUUUAGGGUUAGAUUCUAGUCUGGAACUAAAUUUAAUUAAAAGAAUAGAUUCUCUAACAAAAAAUUGUCAGUAUAAUUCCUUAAUAAAUGAAUUUAGCGAGCUAUUUGAGGGUAUAGGUUGCAUAAAUGAGCCUUACCAUAUUGAAAUUGACAAAAAUGCCAAACCGGUGGUGCAUCCAACAAGAAAAGUGGCAUUACCUUUAAUGGAUGAUCUGAAACAAAGUUUAGCGGAACUUGAAAAAUCAAAAAUAAUUGAAAGAGUUCAGAAACCUACUGACUGGGUCAAUGCUCUCGUUCUUGUGAGAAAGCCAGAUAAAAAAUUAAGGAUUUGUCUUGAUCCAUUAGAUCUAAAUAAAGUAAUCAAAAGGGAAUACUGUCACAUACCUACCUUAGAGGAAAUUACAAGUAAAUUAGCAGGUUCUACAAUUUUCAGCACGCUUGAUGCAACUCAGGGUUUUUAUAGUAUACUACUAGAUGACGCUAGUGCUGAUCUUUGUACAUUUGGCACUCCUUUCGGGAGGUAUAGGUUCCUUAGACUACCUUAUGGCAUAAAAUCUGCACCAGAAGUUUUUCAGUCCAGAUUUAAACAAAUAUUUAAUUUAGAAGGUGUUGAUGUAUACAUUGAUGAUAUUCUUAUCUGGGGUAAAACUAAAUCGGAACAUGAUGAACGCUUGAAAAAGGUACUACAAAUUGCUAAAGAAACUAAUGUUCGAUUUAAUUUACAUAAAUGUAGGUUUGGUGUGAAUGAAAUUAAUUAUAUGGGUCAUGUUAUAUCGGGUGCAGGUAUCAGUCCUGAAAAUUCAAAGAUAAAUGCAAUUACACAAAUACCUAAACCACAAAAUAAACAGGAACUACAAAGACUGUUAGGUAUGAUCACUUAUGUAAGUAAAUUCAUUAACAAUUUUUCAAGUGCUACUUCAGUUUUGCGUAACUUACUUAAAAAAGAUGUUGAAUUUCUAUGGCAACCGGAGCAUGAUAAAGCUUUUGAGAAUUUAAAAAAUACUUUAAUAAAUAAACCAGUUCUUCAAUUUUACGAUGUCAAUUGCGAAACAGUAUUGUCAGUAGAUGCGUCAAAAGAUGGUCUCGGUGCAGUGUUAAUGCAAAACCAUCUUCCUUGUGCGUAUGCUUCUAGGUCAAUGACUGAAACUCAGACACGGUACGCUCAAAUUGAAAAAGAGCUUUUAGCUAUAACAUUCGGGUUAAAUAGAUUUUAUCAGUAUAUUUUUGGGAAAACUAUAACUGUAGAAACUGAUCACUUACCAUUGCUUUCAAUUUUUAAGAAACCUUUAAAUAAAUGUCCUGCUAGACUACAAAGAAUGCUUUUGCAAGUACAAAAGUUUGAUAUUAAAUUAAAAUAUAAGCCAGGGAAGGAUCUUUUAAUUGCUGAUGCCUUGUCUAGAGCGUGUGUAGGUGAAAUGUGUGAUGAUGAAAUUGAUGACGAAAUUAAUGCACAAGUAUGUCUUAUAGAAUCACAAAUUAAUGUCACGGAUAGAAAAUUAAAUGAAAUUAUUGAAAAAACAAAAACUGAUAAAGAAUUACAAGUGCUAAAACAAGUUAUUUUAGAAGGGUGGCCAAAUAAUUUUAAAAAAGUACCAAAUAGUGUGAAAAUUUACAGAAAAUUUCAGAGUGAUUUGUCUGUACAGGGUGAUCUUAUUUUUAAAGGACAAUCACUAGUUAUUCCUCAGUCUAUGAGAAAAGAAAUGCUUGAAAGGGUUCAUUAUAAUCAUAUGGGAAUUAAUAAAUGUAUUAAAUUGGCACAAGAAUCUAUAUUUUGGCCAACUAUGUGUAAUGAAAUUAGACAAACAAUUUCUCAAUGUCAUCUUUGUUUAAAGUAUGCCAGGUCUCAAAUGUCAGAACCAUUAAUUAAUCAUAAAAUUCCGGAAAUUCCGUGGAAUAAAGUAGGAUGCGAUAUAUUUGAACUGCAUGGACAAAAGUAUUUACUUAUUAUUGAUUAUUAUUCAAAAUACAUUGAAGUAGAAAAAUUAGAAAAUUGCUCUACUAGCUAUACUACGGUUAAAAUAUUAAAAUCUGUCUUUGCCAGGCAUGGUAUUCCUCUAACGGUUGUGACAGAUGGAGGACCACAAUUUUCUUCAGAUUUGUUUCAGGCUUUUUCUCAGGAAUGGGAAUUUGAUCAUGUCAUUAGUUCUCCGAGAUAUGCUCAAUCGAAUGCUCUUCUUUUAUAUCGUAAUAUGCAAAUUCAUGGAGCUUAUUCUCCAGCUCAAAUUCUAAUGUCCAGAAAACUCAGAUGUAUUAUUCCCAGUACAGAGGCAAGCCUUAAACCUAAGUUAAUUGAUACAAAUAAAUACAAUACAUCUUUACAAGAUACUCAGGUUAACCAACAAAAGUAUUAUAAUAAAAAAGGUGUCUUUAAUUUAAAACCUCUUGAAGUUGGUUCACAUGUGUAUGUACAGGUUCAACCUAAUUCUAGUUGGUCUCCAGCUUUAGUUUUAGAAAAAGUUAGGAAUAGAAUGUAUAGAGUUCAACUUACUAAUGGUUCAGUCUUGUUAAGAAAUCGGAGGUUUAUUAAGCCUGUAGAUAAAGGAAAAUCUGUAAUACCUGUUAGACCUACUACAUCUAUAAAACCAUUUGUACAAAAUAAUAUUCAAUACUUUAUAGAGUUAGAACCAGAUUGUGACUUAAAUAAUAGGGGUGAAGGUAGUAAUUAUAAUGUUCAGGAGGAGACUAAUGUAAAUACAACGGAAAGUGAGGAUGAUAAGAGUGUAGAGACACGAAAUGAGAUGUCGGGAGAUAGAAGUGAUGUUAUGAGUGAAAACGAACUAGAUCUUGAUAAUUCUGAUAGUAAUAGUUCUGUAUCAGAUACAAACUCAGACUAUGAGCUUAAAUAUUUAAAUCCAGAAAAAACGAGAUCAGGUCGUUUAGUAAAGAAACCUCAUAAACUGAAUUUGUAG
Molecule: messenger RNA, 3360 nt
Organism: Sitophilus oryzae (rice weevil)
Lineage: Eukaryota; Metazoa; Arthropoda; Insecta; Coleoptera; Curculionidae
Exons: 3
Coding region: 1-3360 (1119 amino acids)
Biological process (GO): DNA integration
Molecular function (GO): nucleic acid binding
Source: RefSeq, a predicted model, not a curated record